AUGACCACAGAGUCGUCUGCCGUUUUUGUCGCGGUCCGGGUUCGUCCUUUCGGGCCGAAGGAGGAUCCAUUAUCAUGUACGAUCACAGUUCCUGAUAGUAAAACGAUUACUCUAACCGAUGUUCCAGCGCUUUUCAUGAAUAACAACAGCGGCAGUAGUGGUUCUCCGCCCUCGGGGGCUAAUAACAGUGGUUGGGGGAACUCCGGCGCGUCUCUUUUAUCCCAGGUAGGUGGUGGCUACACCAACAUCCCUAUUGAGCAUUCCUUUAGCUUCGACAAGAUAUUCUGGAGCGUCCCGGCGGAUGUGCUGCCGUUGUCCGUCUCGGGCAUCUCCGGCGAGCGCGGGAAUUUUUCCCUCCUCUCCUCACAUACGGCGUUUUCCCGCAUGGCGUCGACUUCUCAGGACCCUGCGGAGUCAUCGCUCGGGUUUCCCUUGAGCCGGCCUCCUAACGACGGGUUGUCGGUUUCUUCGCCAGUGGAUACGGGGUACCUUUCCUCCACCGCCUCGACUACGACUGGGAGAAAUCGAUAUGCGGCCUCGAUUUCAUCGGCCUUACCCCCGAAGCUACCCUGCUUGGCCUCGGCUCCGGCCUACGACAGUCAGGAGUCGGUUUACGACUUCAUCGGCCCCCGCCUCUACGAGGCGAUUAUGAAGGGCUUCAACGCCUGUCUCUUCGCCUACGGGCAGACCGGAAGUGGGAAAAGCUAUAGCAUGAUUGGGGAUACGGAGGUCUUUUCUGGCUCCGCGAUGUCGGUUUCCAAAAAACGACAACCACUUCUGGGAUCUGCGAGCAAUCCCGAGGAGGGCUAUGGGAUCAUCCCUCGUCUCAGUACGGAUUUGUUUCGGUGUAUGCGGGAAGAACGGGAAAGGGAUGAGGCGGUCUCGUACACAGUGGAGUUAAGCUUCUUAGAGAUUUAUUGUGAGAAGGUUAGGGAUUUGUUAGUCGGUCGCGGUGGCGUUAGUAGCAACCAGGGAAACUCCAGCUCGAGCACGGGCUCGCUGCGAAUUCGCCAGCACCCCAUCAAUGGGCCCUACGUCGAAGGCCUUUCACAGAUCCGUGUGCGUGAUGCAGAUAGCGUGAUCAAGAACCUCGCCAGCGGCAUGCGUGAUCGCGUCACGGCGGAGACGAAGAUGAAUGAGCACAGUAGCCGCAGCCACGCCAUUCUCCAGCUCAAAAUUACAAAGGUUACGGCAGUGUCGAACGAGGCCGGUGUAGUCCCCAAGACGUGCGUCUGCAAAGCAAGUUUAGUGGACUUAGCGGGUAGCGAGCGAGUUUCGCAGUCCGGUGUAGUUGGGACUCGAUUCGAGGAGACUAGGAACAUCAAUCUGUCGCUAUCGUGCCUAGGUCGUAUUAUUCAGCAGUUAUCAGAUAAGCAGUCCGGGAAGCAUGUCAUCCCCGCCUAUCGUGAGAGCGCGCUAACCUGGCUCCUCUCGGACAGCCUUGGUGGGAACAGCAAGACUAUCCUGCUCGCCACCGUAGCACCGAGUGCGUAUUGCCAUGCACAAACACUGAAUACCCUUCGCUUCGCAGGUGUCGCGAAGAGAAUUAUCAAUGUCGCGUCUGUUAACGAGGACCAACAUCUCGAGAAGCUUGUUUUGGAUUUACGUCGGCAAAUUGUGCGCCUAACGCUGCAGUUGGAAACCGGUAAGGCGGCGGAGGUUCACAUCGCCGAAAUCGAGUCCCUCAGGGCAGAACGAGAUGAACUCCGAAUCGAGAACAAAGCCCUGAAGGCUAAGGAGACCACCAAAGUAGAUAAUUCCGUCAUGCAGCUGUUGCGAAAACGAGUAGCGGAGCUUGAGGAGGAAAAUGGCAAACUACGUGGGGAAAAGGUCGAACUUGAGCAACGUUUCCUAACAUCCACAUCAAGUCUGCGUGAGGAGCUCUCCAAGAGCCGCGCGGAGCUGCUUAGUGUAAAAAGCGCCUAUGAAAAAGAAAUUAACCAGCCGGCGAAGCACCCCAGCACACAACAGCAACCUACUGAUAGCGGUGGUAUCAUGCUAGUUUCAGGUCUUGCGAUUCGCUCUAAGGGCAAAGGGACCGCAGGUCCUGGCUCCACCACCUCUGCAGAUUCAGCCCCAUUUUUAGAUCCUAAACAGCUGAAGCUGACCGAGGAUGUCUCGCGUCUUACUAAGCAAGUUCGGGCCCUUGAGCGGAGUCUUAAGGCUGCACAACAUUCCGCCUCGGAGGCAAAAGCCUCGGCGAAAGCCGCAAGGGAGGAGUGCGACAGCUAUCGUGUGCGCUAUGACGAGAGUAAACGUCAAUUAGCGUCUCUACACGAACGCAUGCAAAGUACGACGAGUUUGUUGGAAACCACGCAGUGUGAACUGGCGGCUGUGAAGGGUGUACUGCCCCCGGCUGCGGCGGGAGCGCAGAAGAACACACAAGAUAACGCCGCUUCCCUUGCUUCGCAGCUCUCCUCAACACGAGAGGACUACCUUAACGAGAAGCAAAACAACGUUCAGCUUCUACUUCGUGCCUCUCUCUUAGAGAAGGAACGCAACGAUUAUAGAAAUCUGGCUCGCGAGAAGUAUGCCGAUAUCAAUGAGUUGGAGUUGAUGUUACUGGAGGAGACGGAGAGCUCAGAGCGGUACUACCUCCGCAUGCGCUUCCAUCGCGCGAUGAGUGAACUUCAGCAAAGCUUUGCAAGAAAGUUGUGCUUUGAUGGUAUGGUGGCUGCCGGGAUCUAUCAAAAGAAGGGAAGGCAAUCCAACGAUUUUUCCCCGUCAUGUUUCCCUGCUUCCCUACCGCGAUAUUCUGUCAAGGAGAUAAGAGGCUAUACAAGUCAUGGUGUAACGCCUCGAUCAACGCUGACAAGCCUUAACCAGUCUGAAGGUGUUUUAACGGAAUUAGCAAUUCCCAACCAGCAGGGUCUCCAUAGUUCAUUGGAGCUCCUGAACACUCAACAAAAGUACGAGUGUCUUUUCGACGAGUCACAACACCGUGACCAGAUUGAACAGGAAUACUUUAAGAGCAUCAUCGGCCUGCUUUUGCAGCAGUCCCGCCUUCAACGAGAUCAGGUGUUGCAUCAGAGUGAAUUACUCACUGAAGUCCGUGCGCAGCUCGCCUUAGAAAGCGAUGACACGACUUUCAUCAAACAAAGGUUUAAAGAGAGAAACGAGGCGCUAGCGGAGAGCCGAGAAAGGCAGGCCGCCGCAGAAGAAGCUUUGCGUCUUAGCGAGGCGGAGAACAUGCGUUUAUCGAUAAAACUUAAGGCCGCCGACGACAGAGCCGCGGAUCUCGAGGAAAGCUUCAACACGGUGGUAGAAAAACUGGCGUCUUUGCAGAGUGCGUACAGCUCCAUGGAGGAACGGUGCCAUCUCGCAAUGAAGGCUGCCGCGGAGGCGCAGGGGGAGGUCCUGUCUGAUAGUGAAGGGAACCUGAGCAACGCCUCAAAGGAGGGACUUAGUACGGGAUCCUCAUGCGUAGCGAAAGAUGGCAGUCACACCGGUGACUUAAAACGGUACACCGAAGAAGAAGAAAUCGUAUUGGUGCCGAAUGCUGAAUCACUUCACAAGGCGGUGUCGGAUUCAGGGCCCCUAAGGGGAUUACUACAAAAGGAGUUGCAGGCCGCGUUAGAGAAAAACAAGCUCCUAGAAUCCCAGGUCGAGCAGCUUCACACCGAACUUGGGGUCGUGCAUGCCAAAGAAGAACGCACCGCCAACCUACACGCUGAGUAUCGCGAGCACCAGCAGCUCGAACAGGAUCUUCUCCGGAAGCAAAUAGAGAACCUAAACCGUUCGAACACAUAUUUGUUAUCCGAAAUAGACACUGUCGUGCGGGACUGUAAUCAGCGCGUGGAGCAGCAACAGGCCAUUGUCGCCAUGCUGCGUGACGCUCUCAACGAGGAAACCAGCACCGCAGACCGCCGCCAGGAAACGGUGCAUGUCUUAGAAAACAAGCUCCGCACGAUGCAGGAUAACUACACCGCUCUAACAGACCGCAACACGGAGGUCGAGCUUUCGUAUCGGUCGCUGGAGGUGCGGUAUGGUCACCUUCAACGGGAGUUGAACAAGCUGCAGGGGCAAUAUAGUGAGGUAAGGGACCAGCUGCUUGAGAUGGGCAACCGAGUGCCGGAGCUAUAUGUGCUGCUCGAGCGGGGAAUAUCUGAGGACACCGCCGCGUGGCUGGAAAAGAUCAAACGGGAGAAGGCGAACUUAGAACGUCAAAAGAAGGACGCCCAGAACCUCCGUAAAGAGCUCCUCGAGCACGUGCGAAUCCGUAAUUCCAACCUGCAGGAUGUCCAGCGGCAGCUGGAGGAGAUCGUGGAGACCUCUGCGUUCACAAACGCUGAAGUGUUAAGUACGGUGGCCUAUGGUGUUGAGGGAUCGCAAGCGACUGAUGUUACAAACCUUACGAUGAGUGAAGUCUCGAAUAUCCGAACCGAGACGUCGUUGACCAGCAUGGACGUCUAA
Molecule: messenger RNA, 4413 nt
Organism: Phytomonas sp. EM1
Lineage: Eukaryota; Euglenozoa; Kinetoplastea; Trypanosomatida; Trypanosomatidae
Source: the annotation of a GenBank genome assembly